Molecule: messenger RNA, 579 nt
Organism: Epithele typhae
Lineage: Eukaryota; Fungi; Basidiomycota; Agaricomycetes; Polyporales; Epitheliaceae
Product: Gti1/Pac2 family-domain-containing protein
Exons: 4
Coding region: 1-579 (192 amino acids)
Molecular function (GO): DNA binding
Source: RefSeq, a predicted model, not a curated record
AUGACCAUGACCCCAGCCCGCCCUCUCUUCGAGGGCUUCGUCGACACCACCAUGGACGCCCUCCGCCUCAUCGAGGCAGCCCGGCGGGGGAUGAUACCCCGAAUAACCCGGAGACUGAACGACUUCGAGCGGCGGAACAUGGUCAAGAGCGGCGCCGUCUUCAUCUUCAGCGUCGACGAGAGCGGCAUCAAGCGGUGGACCGAGGGCCUCGCCUGGUCCCAGUCCCGCAUCUCCGGGAACUUCCUCCUCUAUCGGGAGGUCGCAGAUCGCGCGCGGCCCAUCCUCCAGCACGCCGACCUCGCCCCCCUCCACACCGCCCGCCCGCCCGAGCCGCAGCUCGCGUACAAGCCGCGCGGGCUGGUCAAGAAGACGAUCACGGUCCGGGUCGACGGCGCGGACUACCACCUCAUCGCGUACUACACCCCCGAGGACGUGCAGAGCGGCGCGCUGCGACGCCCGACCGCCGUCCCGGAGCUGAUGGCGCUCGACGUCCCCCCGGAGCUCACGCGCUCGACCAACUUCCGCUACCCGCCCGAGCUCGAGCGGCCGCAGGAGGCGGCGACGGCCCCGCGCAGGUGA